AGCGUGCUGGUGAGGGGAGAGCAGGGCCAGCAGGGACGGGGGGCUCAGGGAGCCAGGGGCAGCUCUGCCCUGAAAGCCGAGCCACCUGCACACUGCUACCUGCUGAAUAAUAGAGGAGCUGACAGCCAGCCGGAGAGAAAUGUGAUCCUGGUUAGCCAGCCGGAGAAGACAUCUGAGCUCUCGGCAGCUGCGAUAGCAACUGCAGGGAAGGAGCCUUCCUCCCUGCUGCUCUGUGUGGCGCAGCAUGGCUGGGGUGGCUGGAGGUCUCUGCCCAUCCCAGUGUGCCUGGGCAGCUGGUGCCCACUCUGGGGGCACGGGCUCGGAGAUCAGAGGAUGAUGUGAGCUGCAGCAGGCACCCAGCAAGGCAGAGCUCAAGGGCAGAACUGGCUUUCCCAGGAGGUGAGGCAGAAGGAGCCUGCCUGCAGCCAGUGCCCGCGCCCUGGGUCCGGCAGCUCAGCCCCAUGUCCAGAGGAGGGGACAUGGUUUAUAUCCCGGAUGACUCCGACUUCAGCUCCUUCAGGGAUCAGUGUGAGAGCCUGGAGGGCUGGCACUGUCGGUAUAACAAGGCUGGCGUGACCGUGUGGAGUCAGGGCCAGGAGGAAAGCUGCACCGUGCAGAAAAUCAAGACUCGCAUCUCCUGCAAAGACGUCCCUGCCGAGACGCUCUACGACGUGCUGCAUGACACCCGCUACCGCAAGAAAUGGGACUCGAACAUGAUCGAGACCUACGACAUCGGGCGCCUGACCGUUAAUGCUGAUGUGGGAUACUACUCCUGGAAAUGCCCGAGCCCUCUGAAGAACCGGGAUUUCGUCACCCUGCGCUCCUGGCUGCCCCUGGGCAAUGACUACAUGAUCAUCAACUACAGUGUCAAGCACCCGAAAUACCCACCCCGGAAGGAUUUUGUGAGGGCCGUGUCCCUGCAGACAGGUUACCUGAUCAAGGCGAAUGGUGCCGGUGGCUGCAUCCUCUAUUAUCUCACCCAGGUGGACCCUCGCGGGUCACUGCCAAAGUGGGUGGUGAAUCGCGUCUCCCAGUUUGUGGCACCAAAGGCAAUGAAGAAGAUCUACAAGGCUGGGCUGAAGUACCCAGAGUGGAAACGCAAGCACGACCCCGGAUACAAGCCCUGGGUGUACCCGGAGCAGAACACGCUGCCCAAUGUCAGCCUGGCCGAGCUCUCGGUGCAGCAUGCCGACUCACUGGAGAACAUCGAUGAGACGGGGCUGCCCGAGGACCACCUGAGCACCAGUGACCAUGAGGCCUGAGCCUUCGCUGCAGCCCUCUCACGGGGGGAACCCCUUGUGACCAGGGCUUGGCAGCCAAGGGGCAUGGGUGGGAAUUUGGCCCCCUGCACCCCAAUAGUCACGUCUGCUCUCCAACUCCUUCACCAUAGACCCCCUUACCCGGGCAGCAGGGUACUGUCCCAUGGGAACCUGCAGCAUGGGUGCUGGAAAGAGGGAGGAUGGGCACCCUUGUCCCCCCUGCGCCCAUGGAGAUGUGUCCAUGCAGGAGGUAGAGCUGUCAGUGGGAGUGGGUGCCCCAAGGAGAGGCUGGGCAGGGCAAGAGAGGGGGAACCCUUCAUGGGGUGGGUAGGAGCUUUUGUGGCACCGGGAUAUCCCUUUGCCACUGUAAGACUUUCUAGGGGUGUCCCUCAAAGGUCCAGAAGUGGGGGGGGUGGGUUCUUUAGGGGUCCUGCCCAGGCUUUGCAGCAGCACAGGGCUUGGACUGACACUCUCUGGCCCGAGUUCCAGCUCUGCCAGCCCUGCAAUCAGGCUGGACCCACUCCAGCCCACCAAGCCCCCCCCAGGCUUUGUGUGACCCUCCCCCAUCUUAGGGAGCCCUCCCAGGUCCUCCCCUGGGCAUCAGGCUCACCUCUGCAGGCUGGCUGGCUCUAGACCAGCUGGCUCUGGGGACCCCUUCCCCAGGUGGUGUUUGGGGGGGGGGGCUUGUCCUGGCAGCGGGGUCUUGGGCAGCCUCUGUCCCACUGUCUCAGUGUUUGCUGCUGCUGUGGUUUCUGGCACAACAAUAAAGGGGUUGGUGUGUGUGCGAGAGA
Messenger RNA from Aquila chrysaetos chrysaetos, 2050 nucleotides. RefSeq names its product START domain-containing protein 10-like. Bases 462 to 1262 code for a protein of 266 amino acids. NCBI's taxonomy places the organism in Eukaryota, Metazoa, Chordata, Aves, Accipitriformes, Accipitridae. The record is from RefSeq and is a predicted model, not a curated record. Gene Ontology annotation, molecular function: lipid binding. The transcript has 6 exons.